AUGGCGACCUCACUGGAGCCGACUACUGGGUAUGACUAUCAGACCUACUCAGAUCCCUUUUGCGAAUUCCAGGACAUGGCCUAUGCAAAAGAUUUCAUCGUUACAAUCUACUGUCUGGUUUUCAUUGUUGGUGCCUUUGGAAAUGUUAUUGUGAUAAUUAUCAUGAGGUCAAAGAGAAAGUCUAACCGUUUAGUUGAUGUCUUUAUCACCCACUUAGCAAUUGCAGACCUUGUGUUCCUACUCACCCUACCUCUCUGGGCAGUUUCGACUGCCUUGGACCAUCACUGGCUCUUUGGAGGGGGCCUCUGCAAGAUGUGUAGCUACAUUGUUGUUGUCAACAUGUACUCCAGCAUAUUCUUCUUGACUUGCAUGAGCAUCGACAGGUAUGUGGCCAUCGUGCUGUCGAUGAACUAUGGCUACCUGAGAAGCAGGAGGUAUGCCAUCAUUGCCAGCUUGGUGAUCUGGAUAAUCUCGUUUGCUCUCGGGUUGCCCACUCUCUCAUUCAGGUACAUGGUCCUGGUGGAUUAUAAUGACAAGUGGAUCUGCUCUGAGCUCAACACACCCUCCAACCACAUUUUCACCCUGAUUACCAGAUUCAUUGCCUUCGUCUUGCCCCUGGGCAUCAUCACGAUGUGUUACAGCUCGGUGGGCAUCAAACUCUAUCGACACUCUGACAGGAUGAGAAAGGAGGAAAGGCAGAAAAGGAAGUCGAUUAAAAUUGGCUUUUGGAUCAUCACUUUGUUCGUUUUGUCUUGGCUUCCUUACAACAUCUUGAAGACCAUGGACGUGUUGGUCCAAUCCUCGACCAUCCAAGCUUCGUGUGACACCCAGGAAGCAGUGAGUAAAGGUAUAAUGCUCUUCACCUGCCUGGCAUUCAUGAACAGCUGUGCCAACCCAAUUGUCUACUUGGUUUUCGAUUGUUACUUCAGGGCGAGUUUUUUCCAGCUCUUGCCCUGCCAGGCGGCCAGGAGGCUGAAUGUCCAUUCCUCAACGUCGCUGCCCAAUUCAACCAGGUCUCAGAGGCACAACUCCUCAUUCUACAAAGACAAAAAAACAUUCUCCUUGGCUAAGAUCAGUUCUAAAUCCAGGUCAAUGUGUUAA
This is a messenger RNA of Carcharodon carcharias (great white shark), 1101 nucleotides long. Its product is annotated as apelin receptor A-like. Gene Ontology annotation, molecular function: G protein-coupled receptor activity. Lineage: Eukaryota; Metazoa; Chordata; Chondrichthyes; Lamniformes; Lamnidae. The transcript has a single exon. Bases 1 to 1101 code for a protein of 366 amino acids. Gene Ontology annotation, biological process: immune response; G protein-coupled receptor signaling pathway. Gene Ontology annotation, cellular component: membrane. The record is from RefSeq and is a predicted model, not a curated record.